Messenger RNA from Candidula unifasciata, 1026 nucleotides. The record is from the annotation of a GenBank genome assembly. Lineage: Eukaryota; Metazoa; Mollusca; Gastropoda; Stylommatophora; Geomitridae.
AUGGUUAAAGCUCGCAAAUGGAUUCUGAAAGAAGAUUUCAAAGGAGAGCCUACACUGGAGAAUUUUAAACUUGUAGAGGAAGACCUGCCAGAGCUUCAGGAUGGAGAAAUCUUCAUUGAAGCAUUGUUUCUCACUGUGGACCCUUACAUCAGGGUUUUCUCCAAUAAAGUGGGCCAACCUCCAGUAGGACAACAAGUUGCCAGGGUGACACAAAGCAAACAUGCCAACUACCCUGUUGGGAAGUUAGUUUUGGCAAUGGUUGGUUGGAGAGACAAGACAGUUAUUGCAGCGGAUGCUGAAAAUCCCUACUAUGUUCCUCCAUUUUCUCCACCAAAGGCCAUUUCAGAUUUGCCAGAUCUGGGUGAUUUCUCUCCUUCUUUAUACUUGGGUGUCCUCGGAAUGCCAGGAAUGACUGCAUACUUUGGAUUCUUGGAGAAAUGCCAUCCAAAGCCAGGUGAUGUUGUUCUAGUCAAUGCUGCAGCAGGGGCCGUUGGCAGUGUGGUGGGUCAGAUAGCUAAAAUCAAGGGCUGCACUGUAAUUGGUUCCACAAGUUCCAAGGAGAAAUGUGAUUGGCUUAAAGAACUAGGCUUUGAUCAUGUAUUCAACUACAAGGAGAUCAGUGUUGAAGAAGCUUUGCAAAAGUAUGCUCCUAAUGGUGUGGAUUGUUAUUUUGAUAAUGUUGGUAGGGAAUACACACGCACAGUUCUACCAUUGAUGAAUCGGCAUGGACGUGUUUGUGCGUGUGGCCAGAUAUCUGAGUACAAUGCUACUAAGAUACCUCCAGAUGUGUUGACGCGCAGGGAUAUAAUUAACACAAUCAUGCUGAAGGAACUUGUAGUCAGUGGGGUGAUGGUGUACACAUUCAGUGAUCGAUUCAACGAGGCAAGAACAGAAAUGGCGCAGUGGAUUAGAGAAGGAAAGCUGAAGUUUGCAGAAACUAUCCGAGAAGGAUUUUUAAAACUGCCUGAAACCUUUAUUGAAAUCUUCAAAAGCACAGCUAAAGGAAAAUUGCUUGUUAAAGCUUAA